Molecule: messenger RNA, 747 nt
Organism: Adineta steineri
Lineage: Eukaryota; Metazoa; Rotifera; Eurotatoria; Adinetida; Adinetidae
Source: the annotation of a GenBank genome assembly
AUGACACAUCAGUUCGAUAAAAAAAUAUCACCGAAUCGAUUACAGAAAGUAUCUGGUAAUAGUAUGAUAAUAUUUCCUGAUUUAAAUACUCGACAAAGUAAUCCUAUUAAUCGAUUCAAUCGUGUCUCUGUUCAACAUAUAAAUUUAAAUUCAAACUCAAAUGUACAUUCAAAACAACCUGAGCAAAUUUUUGUUAGUGAUAAAGAAAAAGCAGCACAAACAGGACGGUGGAUUUUAAAUGUUAUAGCGGCUAGAGAAACAUAUCAACAAUCAAAAUCAGUGAAUAAAAAUGAAUGGUAUACAGAUAUAAAACAACAAUCAUCCAGUAAGAAAAAACAUAGUUUUACAUCGAGAAAAUCCAGUAGAGUUGAACCAAUAGAGAUUUUAUCAUCUCAAUUUAUCAAUACAAAAAUUCAUCCUGUACAAAUACCAAAUAACAGAAAUUCAAAUAUCAGUCGAUUACCACAUGAAAUGAUCUCUAGUCCAGCGAUGAUCGAAAAUGGUCAAGCUACUCCUUUGUCUAGUUUUUCUAGUGCAACAUCUAUUGAUGAUAUUCGAACAAUAGAAGAAUCGAGUGAAUUAUCACGAACACAAUCAAAAGAUUAUUCAACUGAUGAAUCUCAUAAUAGUGAAAAAUCAUGUAUAUCGAAACGAAUGUUGAUUAUCUUUUCAAUAAUAGCAGUAAUUGUUAUUAUUGGCAUAGUUAUUGCUGUUUUUGUAACAAUAUUUGUGGGAAAAAAUGGGUAA